Molecule: messenger RNA, 5173 nt
Organism: Xylona heveae TC161
Lineage: Eukaryota; Fungi; Ascomycota; Xylonomycetes; Xylonales; Xylonaceae
Exons: 1
Coding region: 369-5024 (1551 amino acids)
Molecular function (GO): S-adenosylmethionine-dependent methyltransferase activity
Source: RefSeq, a predicted model, not a curated record
UUUCUCGAUAAUCUAGAAGAGGACCCUGGUAUUGUAAUUUCCAUUUUCCACGACAAAUUCGCCACACAUCACUGGAUAUCAGUAUAAACGACAUAUCUACAUGACCUCCGUGACAGUUUCUGGAUCGGAAGCUUUGCCAGUCAAAAGAAUCUCAAUUUUCCUGGACAGGUAGCCCGUUCAAUACCUAGGGAACGACUUCUCUAAACUGCAUUUGAGCGAGUCUAGAGUUUGCGACUUCCGUUCAACGCUUGGCGGCAUGCCCUUUGCACAAGUUGAGGAUGUUUUGAUGAAUAUUUCCUCCAUACAAGUGGUCAAGAAGCAAGCACAAUAUAUCAACUUAUUCACCACUGAGAGCCUUUUCUGAUACUAUGCGAUCAUCCAAAAUGGCCGCCCUCCCUUCGGAUUUUGAUUCACGUUCAAAAGUAACGAGGCCACACCCAAUGCUCAGAAUCAAGACCACACCCAAUGCUGGUAUGGCAGACUCUGCCAUCUCUUCGUCCUCUAAACCUGGAACACAAGUCUCCGUGCCCACCGCCAGCCACAUCGCGAUACCAAAUGCAAGGAAACCAUCCCAUGAGAAGCAGAUUCGAAGAGUCUCGAUGCUGAAGCCUGCAUACUUGAGCAGAGAUUCUUUGGCGUCAACUACUCCUGUGAAAAGGGAAACAAACCCUAUCGUUUCAUCAGGAAAUGCAUCGACCUCUGCAGCCUCUUCACGAUUUGGUCUCGGCAUUCUUAAGCCAGAGAGCAGGGGAAAUGCUGGCGGGGUUUCUGAGUCCGACACCAUGGACCGCAACGCCCCAUCGAAGGGCUUGCGGCGAAAGCCAUCGAUGGUGAAUCAAGCAGUAGCAAGAACGGACAGACGGAAUGCAACGCCAAAAAAUCUCACUACAAGUCCAAUGUAUCCAACACGCUCUGACUCCCUACUUCGUCCCGCUCGAACGUUUUCGCCAGUUGCAGACAUCACUUCGACGUCAUCUUCCGAACCACAGCCUCCCUCGACGACGACUGAGACGCUGCUUUCAUUGAGUCCUGACGCCAAUGCAACUUCUCAGCCAUCUUAUUUCUGGGAUUUGAAUAAUACUACAAGGUUUGGUUCGCCGGCUCCACCCCCAGCGUCCUCAAUACAUGCUCUCUCUGCAAGCCCUUCCACGAGGUAUUCCGAUUCACCAGGACCUUUCAGUCGGACUUCGACGCCAACGUCAAUUUCAUCCUAUUCCCCAAGCAUAAUCAUGCCGCUCAAAGGCUCAACCACUAGAACAAGGGCCAGUCCUCCACGGAGUAGACCGCCAGUGACCAGAAGAAAGGUGGAACUCAUGCCUGAACGAGACAAUACACUUCUAGAUCCACAAGGCCUUGCAUCAUUGCGCGAAUCCUUGACCUCAUCCUCUUCCGGAUCCACCAUAAAGGCUGGUGACCGCAGCGACAAAGGCAAGAAGCAGCACGCUCUUCCGCCGUCUUUGAGCCCACCACCGCGCAAAUCUUCCAUUAAAUACAUGAAACAGCGAAGCGAAAUACCCGACGGUGAAAUUGGAAAUAUUCAAAACCCGAAUGGUCUAGCAAAAAGCAUCCCCUUACCGCGGUCGGCGUCGCUGAUGGCGGGCGCACGCCCUUCGAGGCCGAGUCGGGACGGGACAACCCAGCUGCUUGACCUGCAGCAGGACUCACCUAUCAUUCAGAGCAAUUUACCAAAGCUCCAGUCUUCGAACCAUCAUCGUAGGAGCUCUUCUUCAAGCUCACUUAGCUUGAGUUCCAUAUUUAGGCGCGAUUCGGCGUCAGUGAGUAUUUCCGAUAUCUCAUCUAGUCAGCCGAAGGCGGCACCAUCAACAACCAUAAUGUCUACGCGUGCAAAUCGGCCGAUAAAUGCACCAACGCAUCCUCCCACUCAAAAAUUCACUUCUUCAGCUUCUAAUGAGCAUCAGAUUUCCGACAGAGGAAGAUCUACAUCCACGGAUUCAAGCAACAAACCAAUAUCAAGGUUCGGAUUUUUUGGCCUACGGCCAAGAACGCAGAGUGAUUCCAAAGUUUCUGAGAGACCAGCAAACGCAAUAAAGGCCCCAAAGAAAGGUCCAGUUGCAGGAACAGGCCAUGAAGGUUACAAAAAGUACUCGAUGCGAGGUCGAAGUGGAAGCACAACAAGCGGCAGCGGUAGCUGGACUCGCUCAACAAGUGCCGAGAGCAAUACUAGCAGUGUCGUUCGUAGCACAUCAAGUCGUAAGUCAAGUAUGAACAGCACAAAAGAUCUACCUCUGGACGAAUUUUUCCUUGAGAGACUCUCGCCUGUUGUCAUAACGGGUGGAGGAGGUGGCAGCGAGCUUCUUGAAAGAAAGGAGCCUGGUCAUCUGAGGCACAGUGGACGAAGCUCAGUGGCUGAUGGCUUUGGUGCUGUUUCACAGCGAAGUGUUUCUGAUAUAUCGAAACAAUCCGCUGUUUUUCAUGAAGCUCCUACAGUCUGUAGAAGGCCCUCAUUGCUGUCUCAUAAGGCCGUCACGCCUGGACUGGUGCCUUCACAGCGGAGCAUGAGUAUAGAUACUGAACCUUCUCUUAUCUCACCAGAGACACCUGGCAUUCCGGAUUUUACCGUUUGUGGAUCAUCCACAGAGCCGAGACUUGCAAAUGGCACCAGUCCAGAGCAUGGCGGUAUGGCAAAAAAUCAUAUCUUCUCUCAAUCUCCAUCUUCUCCAGGCAGCUCUAACUCUAAUAAAUGGCCAUUGCCACGAGAAGAUAAGAAUUUGCCAUCCACUAUUUUGUUUCCAGAAGGAAAGGAAGGCCUGUUUCUCCGACCAUUGAAACCAUCGCCAGCGCCACGACUGCGUCGGAAAUGGAGCUUUUUCCAAAGGGCCCAUCUUUCGCCCGCAGAAAGAGAUACAGACGAAGAAUCUAUGGGAGAUGCGCGUGACCUAGCUUCUCGGCCGAUUGCUCACUACGCCAUGUUCGACGCUGUUGAAGUAGAUGAAACUGAAGAUCUUGAAGAUAUAAUGCAUGAGGUGGAGAUACUCUCAGACACUGAUGGGCAUAGCGAAUCGGGCCAGAAAUCGCACUGGUAUAAGAGCAAAGCAGCCUCGGACCAAGACCUUCCAGCCUCUGCGUUCCCGCAAACUCCAGGUUCAUCUGCGAGAGACCCCUCUCAGCUGCAUCGACCGACAUCGGAACAAUUUCGAACCUUGCAACCCUCUCUCCUGCCUAAAGAAGCGCCGUCUGCUGGUGACAUAGGAACGCGACCAAGUCGCCUCCCGCAAAUUGGACGGAUCCCAGCUGUGGUCUCCAAGCGGGAUCGAAAGCGGACACUCCCGGCACAGUCAUUUUCGCGACCUUUUGCUAGGGCCAAUCCACGGCCUGCUACCCCUGCGCAGUUGAAAAUGCACCGACCUGGAAGCUCCCGGAAGGGUCAAUCGCAUGGCGAAGUUGAAGGCAAGCCCACCGUAUUGCCCGCCGCAUGUAGCCCCAACAAACCUGCCUCGUCCGCGACGCAAAGCCAGCUAGCACUCACCACCUCUCCGUCCCCAAAUCCCCUACCUGCCCCAGAUUUCUUUGGCUUUCCGCGUCGGAAAGACUCUGAAGUGUCUUACUCUAGCAGUUCAGGUGCAAGUUGGGCAGCGACCACCGCUGUUACUCCACUUCCUCACGAGCCGCCUACCGAAGAUGAGAUUUGGGGAGAAUACGAUGAUCUGAUUGACCAUGUCCUGGCGUCGAAUAGGCGCAGACACGGUAAAUCCAAAUCUUCAUUUCAGAGGAAGAGAUCUGCACAGUGUCUCUUAGGCGACGAGACCCAAUCCGCUUUCUUCUCUAGAUCAAAAGCAGACAAUACUCAAAGAAAAGGAGAGACUUCUCUCGGGCCUGCUCCUGAUCAGGGAGCACCUCUGGAUUCAAAGCGUUCGUCGCCCAUGUCCUUUACUGAUCUAUUUUCGGGCUAUGGUGAGCGCAACAACAGUUAUAUCGAUCCAUUAAACGAUCCCUCAGAGGUGUCUGUACGCAGCCGAAGCAGCUCCAAAUCCAUCCACUCCAAAUCCGGAUCUAACGGAGGUGCCGACACCCUGGCAAAGGCUAGCAAGCACGAUACUGAGUUUGCGAGAAAGGCUAAAGAUGAACCAAUGAAGCUUGAACACCUUGCAAAUUUGAGAUUUGGUGCAUUGAUGACGAGCAGGUGGCUUUCAUUCGGUCGCGUGCUCUUCAGUCCAGCCCAUGCAGACCUGAAGCAGAACAAUCAAGAUCGUCUUCUCAUUCUAGACGGGCUGGGAAACGACGACUGGUCAUUCUACUGCGCAUUGACGUACCCUAACGCAACCGUCUACAAUCUCAGCCCAACCACAAUCAGUACCAGCGCGUCUAACGCAAAGCAUGGAUCGGACCUACAAUCACCACCGCACAACCAUCGCCAAAUCUACCAUUCCGAUAUCGCCAACCCAUUUCCAUUUCCUCGGGGCUUUUUCACAGCUGUUGUCAUUCGGUUUCCAACCGCCAACUCUGAGGCCGCCUUUCGCCACGCCAUUUCCGAAGCCAAGCGUGUUCUUCGACCAGGUGGUUACCUUGAAUUUAGUGGGUUCGACAUUGAUAUGAUGAACAUGGGAUCCCUAGCUCGCCGAGCAGUACGCACGCUCAAAGUACGAAUGCAGGCCGCCGAUCCAAACUUGUCUCUCAAGUCUGCGUCCGACAGCAUCCAGAAAAUGCUAGGUCGGCGAGGCUUUGAGAAUCUCAAUCGAUGUCUGCUCGGUGUUCCUGUAGCAGGCAAAGUCGCUGACUCGCGAGCUGGCUCAUUUGACAGCGCCAAUUAUUCCCUGGAUGAUAUGCUCCGAGACCAUUCCCAAGAAGGUGACGUUGGGAUUGCAAAAAUGGUAGCCAAAGUCGGACGCUGGUGGUAUAGUCGCUGCUAUGAGACGUGUAUCUCGCGCGACGUGGACAUGUCUGGGACGCUAUUCAACAAUAGGGAACUCUUGAAAGAAUGCGAAGAGGAGGGAACCAAUUUUAAAUUGUUUAUCUGCUACGCGCAGAAACCGUUGACGCCACGGCGUCGUACAGUCUCGCUUUAAUUACGUCCUUUUAGAGUCCAAACUCGAUAAUACAUUUGUACAAAUUCCGAACCGAUACGAAUCGAACAUACGAAAAUUCAACGAUAUCCCUUUCUGGCAGCUAUUCUCUGCGGCAGCAGUUGUGAUUUUGGUUGCAAGUCGCGCCAAGG